AUGCCCGGCCCACGAGGUUGGGCGCCGCGGCUGGCGCUCCUGGCGCUCGGGCUGUGCCUGGCGCCGCGGGACGCCGCCGCGUCGGGGGCCGCCUGCGCUCCUUGCCAGCCCGAGCGGUGCGUGCCGGCGCGCUGCGCGGCGCCCGAGCUGACGGCGCGGGACGAGUGCGGCUGCUGCGAGCGGUGCCUGAGCGCCGAGGGCGAGCGCUGCGGCGGGGCGCGCGGCGCCCGCUGCGGCCCCGGGCUGGUGUGCGUCAGCCAGCGCCCGGCCGAGCCGUCGCCCGAGGCCGCGGGAGAGGAAGAGGGCACCGGGCGCUGCGUUUGCAAGGAGGACGGCGCCGUCUGCGGCUCCGACGGGCGCUCCUACAGCAGCGUGUGCGCCCUGCACCUGCACAGCUGGCGCGCCGUCCACGGCGGCCGGGAGCGCGUCCGCAAGGCGCACGACGGCGAGUGCAAGCUGGCUCCUGCUAUUGUUGUGCCACCGAAAAGGAUUCACAAUGUAACUGGGGCCCAGGUGUACCUCUCCUGUGAAGUGAAGGCAGUCCCAACGCCCGUCAUCACCUGGAAGAAGGUCACGGAGUCCCCGAAGGGAGUUAAGCUCCUUGAAGAAUUGCCUGGAGACAGAGUCAAUGUGGCUGUCCAAGUGCGAGGUGGUCCCUCUAAACAUGAGAGCACGGGCUGGGUUUUGAUUAAUCCCCUGACAAAAGAAGAUGAGGGUGUUUACCAGUGUCAUGCUUCAAAUAUGAUAGGAGAAACACAAGCAGAAGGGAACAUCAAAGUCCUAGAACAAAGCAAAAAUAAGGCUCAUUUCCCUCUGUCAGAAGACGUGAAGUAGCAAGAAACAAAAUAUGAGCUGAGCUAGAAACCACUGAAUUAGUGAUUUGUUUUCCUACUGGCUGAAGACCAGAAGACACUAUCUUGAUGUUCUUCUUGAUUAAUGGCGCAGUUUGUACCUUUUGCUAGAGUGUCUGCGUAAUACUGAACGUGUAGCUGAACAGUGCAACAAAUGCUCAUUAAAAGCAUGUUUUUUAAUA
Varanus komodoensis (Komodo dragon) is the source of this 1033-nucleotide messenger RNA. RefSeq names its product insulin like growth factor binding protein like 1 (gene IGFBPL1). The coding region runs from base 1 to 834 and encodes 277 amino acids. Gene Ontology annotation, molecular function: insulin-like growth factor binding. Gene Ontology annotation, cellular component: extracellular region. The record is from RefSeq and is a predicted model, not a curated record. Gene Ontology annotation, biological process: regulation of signal transduction; regulation of cell growth. NCBI's taxonomy places the organism in Eukaryota, Metazoa, Chordata, Lepidosauria, Squamata, Varanidae. The transcript has 5 exons.